Molecule: messenger RNA, 4028 nt
Organism: Phycodurus eques (leafy seadragon)
Lineage: Eukaryota; Metazoa; Chordata; Actinopteri; Syngnathiformes; Syngnathidae
Gene: tat
Product: tyrosine aminotransferase
Exons: 12
Coding region: 145-1575 (476 amino acids)
Biological process (GO): aromatic amino acid metabolic process; biosynthetic process
Molecular function (GO): L-tyrosine:2-oxoglutarate transaminase activity; pyridoxal phosphate binding
Source: RefSeq, a predicted model, not a curated record
CAAUGGUGAUAUGGGCUGGGUUCAACACCCAUUUUGGGAAGGCUUGCUAUAAAAUGGGCCAAUCAAAUCCCUCUGCUUUCAUUAGUGCAGGAGUCCUUAACUGACGCAAUCGCUGCUUUUGGAAAACUUAAGAGUCAAUUUAUCAUGAGUGCUGAUGAUACCAAGUCUUACUCGGUUCAGAAAAACGAGAAUGGCGUUCACAACAAAGCCGCCGUCAAUGGCAAACCCCUGAAUGGGAACGGAGUCAACGGUAAGGGCCUAAACCGUGUCGGUGUCAAUGGAAAUUGUUAUCCUGUCGAAGGCAAAAACCACAGGGAGACAUGGGAAGUCAAGCCUUCCUUGAUGGCUGACAACACCCUCAAUCCCAUAAGGGCCAUUGUGGAUGGGAUGAAGCUCUCCCCAAACCCAGAUAAAGCCAUGAUCGCCCUUUCGAUAGGGGAUCCCACUGUCUUUGGUAACCUUCCUACAGAUGAUCCGAUGCUUCAAGCCAUGAAAGAUGCCAUAGAUUCACACCAGUACAAUGGCUAUGCUCCUUCUGUUGGUUACUUGAAGAGCCGACAGGCAGUAGCCAAAUUCUACAGCUGCUCUGAGGCUCCUCUAGAUGCAGAGGAUGUCAUUUUGACCAGCGGCUGUAGCCAGGCCAUUGACCUGGCGAUCAGUGUCAUGUGUAAUCCAGGGGACAACAUCCUAGUUCCACGUCCAGGGUUCUCCUUAUAUAAGACCCUGGCUGUUUCCCUUGGCAUCGAGGUCAGACUCUACAACCUGUUGCCGGAGAAGUCGUGGGAGGUGGAUCUGCAACAUCUGGAUAGCCUGAUUGAUGACAGAACAUCCCUUCUAAUUGUCACUAAUCCAUCCAACCCAUGUGGCUCGGUUUUCACCAAGGGACACCUACAAAUGAUUCUCGAAGUGGCUUCUCGAAACUGUCUCCCCAUCCUGGCAGAUGAAAUCUACAGUAACAUGGUUUUCCCAGGUUGUGACUGCCAGUCCCUGGCAUCUCUCAGCAGUGACGUACCAAUCAUUUCCUGCGGCGGCCUGGCUAAGCGCUGGCUGGUCCCCGGUUGGAGAAUGGGAUGGAUCCUCCUCCACGACAGGAACAACAUCUUUGGAUCUAAGAUUCGACAUGGCCUUGUCAAGCUGAGCCAACGUAUUCUUGGACCCUGCACCAUCGUCCAGGGUGCCCUGGAGGGAAUCCUCAACAACACACGUCAAGGUUUCUAUGAUGAUACCAUUCAUUUUAUCAAGUCCAACGCUGACAUUUGUUUUAAUGAGCUGUCCACUGUGCCUGGCUUGAACCCCAUCAUGCCCUCAGGAGCCAUGUACUUGAUGAUUGGAAUCGACAUAGACAGCUUCCCAGAUUUUCAGAAUGACGUUGACUUUACUGAACGACUGGUGACCGAGCAGUCCGUUUUCUGUCUGCCCGCUACAGCUUUUGAGUAUCCCAACUUCUUCCGCAUUGUGGUGACUGUUCCAGAACAGAUGAUGGUGGAAGCAUGUGGUCGGAUCAGGGAGUUUUGUCAGCGCCACUAUUGGUCAGGCCGCUGUAACGAAUACUCCCUACAAGAUACAUCUGUCUGAUGGCACACAAGAACUGAUGACCCCUGAACCCUCAGCCAGUCGGAGUGGCCUUCAAACCACCGGACAUCUGUUUUAACUCAAGUGGGCCCAUAAAAGUAGAUAAAGGUCCUCCUCUCUGACUCACGGGACUUCGCGAAAACAAAGACCUUCUAGUGUGGAAGGCUACAGCAUGACCAGACGUGGAAGUUAGGAAUAAUUGACAACAAUGGAUUGAUUAGUUAAACUGGCCUCAAUGAAUUUAAUAGUUUACCAACCUCCCCAUGAACCCGCCAGAGGAAUUCAAAGAGACCCUUUUGACAUUCUUAACGUCUGCUCAUGACCCCCGCAGCGUGAUUGGGGGAAGGAAUUGAUUGAUGACUGUUGGACACUGGAACAUGGUCACUUACUUGUCAUUAAUGGAACAUGAUCACCCCCAGUGGUGAUUACAGACACUGCCAGUUGGACUCCUCGUGGUAGUGUACCAUGCGGUGCCAGUGGACAAUAAAAUGACAUUAAGGAAAUCUUACGUUUGUACCAAACAAAACAAACCUACAUGAAUAUUCUAAAUUUAUACCUUGAUUUCGGUGUCAUUAACUCAUUUACUGCUAGCUUUUUUCAGAAAAGAAAACCCCCUUGGUGCCAGCCGUUUUUGAAGAUUGUGAACGACUUUCAAAGGCUUACAGAAUAUUUUGUCCAAUUAUUAUAUUCAUACCAAAUGCUCCAAAUUAAAGGAUAAACUCUCUUCUUUCAGCAGGAAAAAAAAGGUAGAGCUUCCCUUUUCUGUUCUUUAGUUAUGUGCAGUGAAACAUACUGUAGGUAAGUUUUUUGGUCGCGUCUCACAGGUUAUGGAGAUAAUAAGCUUUUUGUGAAAAGCAGUAUUUAUGCAACAGUAACUUCGAUGCUUGUAUAUUUUUUUGCUUAUGUCACAUUACGUGUUUUUAUUGCAUAAUCCAGCUAAAACAUUUAGGGAUGGCUUUUGAUUGAAAAAUAAUCACGUAUUUGGCUAUAUAAUGUGCUGUGAGUGAUGCAAACUCACCGGAUAUCACGUCUGUCAUGACACUUUGUGUUGUUUCCUGGCUGUUGACAUGGCAACCGUGAUCCUCGCCAUAGGAGUUAUAACACAUUUCUGACACAAGCACACAAUUGUGCUAACUACCACAGUACAUAUUCUGUGAAUACUUUACAUAUACUUUUGUUUCUGAGUGUAAAAAUGCUUCAGCUUGUCCGACUUCCAGCCUAUCUGCGCCGCUCAGCAGUGCAUAUCAGGCUACAGGGUCAAAUCUAAAAAUGGUGCAUCGCUGCCCUCUGCUGGGAGUUUCACUAUUAGUAGGCUGUUGAAUCUUUGUGGGGAGGUACAUCAAAGUGUCCUCUCCCACUUUCCGUGAAGAAACGGAAAGUAUUAAAAAUGUGCUCGGCACCCAAUAUAUGGGUUUAAAACUACGCAUUAAUACGUGUUAGGCACUAAAUGAGUUAAUGUGUUGAUUCUACAGGUCUAACUGCAAGACUGCUUGAGAAGAACUGUACCUCUUGGUUUGAAACCAAACAAUAUUAAAUGUUGUAUUGAACAAUAAGGAGUUGAUUUGCCAAGACUAAGGUUUAAACAAUCAUUUUAUGUGCUUGAUCUCUCCGUGAGACAGUUUCAAAGUUGGGAACCGUUUAUUAGAAUAUGUGCAGAGUUUCAACCCAAUUUUUUGGGCGUGACUUACGCAGAUAGAAUGAAAUUUAACAUGGAAACCCGAGUCGAUGGGUGUGGUCUCCUUCUCCGCCUCAGAAGAUACAAAAAGCCUCGACAUCCUUUCUUCUUGGCUCACUCUCUUCUUCCAGCCAACAUCCCUUCAGUUCCUGCGCUUGGCUCCGGCCAACCCCCUCCCCCUUUUUCCUUUGUUUUGUCACCUCGUGGCGCGUGUGACCCCGGACCACGUCGAAGGCGCUGUCAGAUGAAAGAAGCCUGCCACGCAGCUUCUGUUUGUUUUCCCAGCCUGGACUUAUUCUCGGGGGGUCAGGAGAGACACUCCUGGCAUUACCACAAGUUACACCCGCAGUCUAGCGCAAGAGCGUGCCCUGCAAUAAGUCCAAACGGCAGGAAACGUUACGAGUCCACCCACGUGAACUGCAACCUUCUUUUUGUCGUCCCUCUUUUGUUUUACUUUUUGUGCACCUUCUUCUUCAACUAAACCUGCCUCCUUUCCUCUUGAAACAACUGAGAAAAGACCGAACCAUGGGAUCUACGAUCGUGAGUAAAACAUUGCAGCGAUUACUAGAAAGUACAAAUUGGUGCAUAGUAAUUUGGGGUUAACGACCUCACACGAGUCCCAACUUUAUUCUCUCUCACUAUGCUUCAAAUCAUUUCACGCUCACAUUUACGAGGUGUCAUUCGCCCGAUAUCUUGUUCUUUACAUACCUUUGCCUGUAAUUUUUGUAGUAAAGUCCCUCUGCAUUUUUCCCCAAAGUCCAGUGUAUGUUUCAUUAAAUUU